AUGACGAAGUUAGCACAGUGGCUCUGGGCACUGGCGCUCCUGGGCUCCGCCUGGGCGGCCCUGACCUUGGGGGCCCUGGAUCUGCCUCCUUCCUGCCGGGAGGUCCUGUGGCCACUGCCCGCCUACGUGCUGGUGUCCGCCGGCUGCUUUGCCCUGGCCACGGUGGGCUACCGCGUGGCCACUUUCCACGACUGCGAGGACGCCGCCCGCGAGCUGCAGAGCCAGAUCCAGGAGGCCAGAGCCGACUUAUCGCGCAGGGGGAUGCGCUUCUGA
Pipistrellus nathusii (Nathusius's pipistrelle) is the source of this 273-nucleotide messenger RNA. Lineage: Eukaryota; Metazoa; Chordata; Mammalia; Chiroptera; Vespertilionidae. The record is from the annotation of a GenBank genome assembly.